AUGAAAACCAGAGCAAAGGUAACAGCCGAAGAAAUCUAUGUAGCAGCAAGACAAGAAGAAACUUUAGAAACACGUAAAUCACCCAGUCCAGACAAACCAGAGAGGGUCACCGACAUUGUAGAUGAAACUAAACCUUUGGAAAGUCCUGAAAAGAAGCCUUCCCCUGAACCAAUGAAAAUUGAGACAGUUUCAAAGGCAAUUGUUGAAGAAACAAUUGAAAUCAUUGAGAAGAAAGCUUCUCCAGAACCAGCGAAAAUUGAGGAGGUCAAGGAAGACAUUAAAUCAAGUGAAAUUCCUGAAAAGAAAACUUCUCCUGAAGAAGAAAAAAUUAAGGAGAUUGUAGAUGAAACUAAACCUUUGGAGAGUCCUGAGAAGAAGCCUUCCCCUGAACCAAUGAAGAUUGAGACAGUUUCAAAGGCAAUUGUUGAAGAAACAGUUGAAAUCAUUGAGAAGAAAGCUUCUCCAGAACCAGCGAAAAUUGAGGAGGUCAAGGAAGACAUUAAAUCAAGUGAAAUUCCUGAAAAGAAAACUUCUCCUGAAGAAGAAAAAAUUAAGGAGAUUGUAGAUGAAACUAAACCUUUGGAGAGUCCUGAGAAGAAGCCUUCCCCUGAACCAAUGAAGAUUGAGACAGUUUCAAAGGCAAUUGUUGAAGAAACAGUUGAAAUCAUUGAGAAGAAAGCUUCUCCAGAACCAGCGAAAAUUGAGGAGGUCAAGGAAGACAUUAAAUCAAGUGAAAUUCCUGAAAAGAAAACUUCUCCUGAAGAAGAAAAAAUUAAGGAGAUUGUAGAUGAAACUAAACCUUUGGAGAGUCCUGAGAAGAAGCCUUCCCCUGAACCAAUGAAGAUUGAGACAGUUUCAAAGGCAAUUGUUGAAGAAACAGUUGAAAUCAUUGAGAAGAAAGCUUCUCCAGAACCAGCGAAAAUUGAGGAGGUCAAGGAAGACAUUAAAUCAAGUGAAAUUCCUGAAAAGAAAACUUCUCCUGAAGAAGAAAAAAUUAAGGAGAUUGUAGAUGAAACUAAACCUUUGGAGAGUCCUGAGAAGAAGCCUUCCCCUGAACCAAUGAAGAUUGAGACAGUUUCAAAGGCAAUUGUUGAAGAAACAGUUGAAAUCAUUGAGAAGAAAGCUUCUCCAGAACCAGCGAAAAUUGAGGAGGUCAAGGAAGACAUUAAAUCAAGUGAAAUUCCUGAAAAGAAAACUUCUCCUGAAGAAGAAAAAAUUAAGGAGAUUGUAGAUGAAACUAAACCUUUGGAGAGUCCUGAGAAGAAGCCUUCCCCUGAACCAAUGAAGAUUGAGACAGUUUCAAAGGCAAUUGUUGAAGAAACAGUUGAAAUCAUUGAGAAGAAAGCUUCUCCAGAACCAGCGAAAAUUGAGGAGGUCAAGGAAGACAUUAAAUCAAGUGAAAUUCCUGAAAAGAAAACUUCUCCUGAAGAAGAAAAAAUUAAGGAGAUUGUAGAUGAAACUAAACCUUUGGAGAGUCCUGAGAAGAAGCCUUCCCCUGAACCAAUGAAGAUUGAGACAGUUUCAAAGGCAAUUGUUGAAGAAACAGUUGAAAUCAUUGAGAAGAAAGCUUCUCCAGAACCAGCGAAAAUUGAGGAGGUCAAGGAAGACAUUAAAUCAAGUGAAAUUCCUGAAAAGAAAACUUCUCCUGAAGAAGAAAAAAUUAAGGAGAUUGUAGAUGAAACUAAACCUUUGGAGAGUCCUGAGAAGAAGCCUUCCCCUGAACCAAUGAAGAUUGAGACAGUUUCAAAGGCAAUUGUUGAAGAAACAGUUGAAAUCAUUGAGAAGAAAGCUUCUCCAGAACCAGCGAAAAUUGAGGAGGUCAAGGAAGACAUUAAAUCAAGUGAAAUUCCUGAAAAGAAAACUUCUCCUGAAGAAGAAAAAAUUAAGGAGAUUGUAGAUGAAACUAAACCUUUGGAGAGUCCUGAGAAGAAGCCUUCCCCUGAACCAAUGAAGAUUGAGACAGUUUCAAAGGCAAUUGUUGAAGAAACAGUUGAAAUCAUUGAGAAGAAAGCUUCUCCAGAACCAGCGAAAAUUGAGGAGGUCAAGGAAGACAUUAAAUCAAGUGAAAUUCCUGAAAAGAAAACUUCUCCUGAAGAAGAAAAAAUUAAGGAGAUUGUAGAUGAAACUAAACCUUUGGAGAGUCCUGAGAAGAAGCCUUCCCCUGAACCAAUGAAGAUUGAGACAGUUUCAAAGGCAAUUGUUGAAGAAACAGUUGAAAUCAUUGAGAAGAAAGCUUCUCCAGAACCAGCGAAAAUUGAGGAGGUCAAGGAAGACAUUAAAUCAAGUGAAAUUCCUGAAAAGAAAACUUCUCCUGAAGAAGAAAAAAUUAAGGAGAUUGUAGAUGAAACUAAACCUUUGGAGAGUCCUGAGAAGAAGCCUUCCCCUGAACCAAUGAAGAUUGAGACAGUUUCAAAGGCAAUUGUUGAAGAAACAGUUGAAAUCAUUGAGAAGAAAGCUUCUCCAGAACCAGCGAAAAUUGAGGAGGUCAAGGAAGACAUUAAAUCAAGUGAAAUUCCUGAAAAGAAAACUUCUCCUGAAGAAGAAAAAAUUAAGGAGAUUGUAGAUGAAACUAAACCUUUGGAGAGUCCUGAGAAGAAGCCUUCCCCUGAACCAAUGAAGAUUGAGACAGUUUCAAAGGCAAUUGUUGAAGAAACAGUUGAAAUCAUUGAGAAGAAAGCUUCUCCAGAACCAGCGAAAAUUGAGGAGGUCAAGGAAGACAUUAAAUCAAGUGAAAUUCCUGAAAAGAAAACUUCUCCUGAAGAAGAAAAAAUUAAGGAGAUUGUAGAUGAAACUAAACCUUUGGAGAGUCCUGAGAAGAAGCCUUCCCCUGAACCAAUGAAGAUUGAGACAGUUUCAAAGGCAAUUGUUGAAGAAACAGUUGAAAUCAUUGAGAAGAAAGCUUCUCCAGAACCAGCGAAAAUUGAGGAGGUCAAGGAAGACAUUAAAUCAAGUGAAAUUCCUGAAAAGAAAACUUCUCCUGAAGAAGAAAAAAUUAAGGAGAUUGUAGAUGAAACUAAACCUUUGGAGAGUCCUGAGAAGAAGCCUUCCCCUGAACCAAUGAAGAUUGAGACAGUUUCAAAGGCAAUUGUUGAAGAAACAGUUGAAAUCAUUGAGAAGAAAGCUUCUCCAGAACCAGCGAAAAUUGAGGAGGUCAAGGAAGACAUUAAAUCAAGUGAAAUUCCUGAAAAGAAAACUUCUCCUGAAGAAGAAAAAAUUAAGGAGAUUGUAGAUGAAACUAAACCUUUGGAGAGUCCUGAGAAGAAGCCUUCCCCUGAACCAAUGAAGAUUGAGACAGUUUCAAAGGCAAUUGUUGAAGAAACAGUUGAAAUCAUUGAGAAGAAAGCUUCUCCAGAACCAGCGAAAAUUGAGGAGGUCAAGGAAGACAUUAAAUCAAGUGAAAUUCCUGAAAAGAAAACUUCUCCUGAAGAAGAAAAAAUUAAGGAGAUUGUAGAUGAAACUAAACCUUUGGAGAGUCCUGAGAAGAAGCCUUCCCCUGAACCAAUGAAGAUUGAGACAGUUUCAAAGGCAAUUGUUGAAGAAACAGUUGAAAUCAUUGAGAAGAAAGCUUCUCCAGAACCAGCGAAAAUUGAGGAGGUCAAGGAAGACAUUAAAUCAAGUGAAAUUCCUGAAAAGAAAACUUCUCCUGAAGAAGAAAAAAUUAAGGAGAUUGUAGAUGAAACUAAACCUUUGGAGAGUCCUGAGAAGAAGCCUUCCCCUGAACCAAUGAAGAUUGAGACAGUUUCAAAGGCAAUUGUUGAAGAAACAGUUGAAAUCAUUGAGAAGAAAGCUUCUCCAGAACCAGCGAAAAUUGAGGAGGUCAAGGAAGACAUUAAAUCAAGUGAAAUUCCUGAAAAGAAAACUUCUCCUGAAGAAGAAAAAAUUAAGGAGAUUGUAGAUGAAACUAAACCUUUGGAGAGUCCUGAGAAGAAGCCUUCCCCUGAACCAAUGAAGAUUGAGACAGUUUCAAAGGCAAUUGUUGAAGAAACAGUUGAAAUCAUUGAGAAGAAAGCUUCUCCAGAACCAGCGAAAAUUGAGGAGGUCAAGGAAGACAUUAAAUCAAGUGAAAUUCCUGAAAAGAAAACUUCUCCUGAAGAAGAAAAAAUUAAGGAGAUUGUAGAUGAAACUAAACCUUUGGAGAGUCCUGAGAAGAAGCCUUCCCCUGAACCAAUGAAGAUUGAGACAGUUUCAAAGGCAAUUGUUGAAGAAACAGUUGAAAUCAUUGAGAAGAAAGCUUCUCCAGAACCAGCGAAAAUUGAGGAGGUCAAGGAAGACAUUAAAUCAAGUGAAAUUCCUGAAAAGAAAACUUCUCCUGAAGAAGAAAAAAUUAAGGAGAUUGUAGAUGAAACUAAACCUUUGGAGAGUCCUGAGAAGAAGCCUUCCCCUGAACCAAUGAAGAUUGAGACAGUUUCAAAGGCAAUUGUUGAAGAAACAGUUGAAAUCAUUGAGAAGAAAGCUUCUCCAGAACCAGCGAAAAUUGAGGAGGUCAAGGAAGACAUUAAAUCAAGUGAAAUUCCUGAAAAGAAAACUUCUCCUGAAGAAGAAAAAAUUAAGGAGAUUGUAGAUGAAACUAAACCUUUGGAGAGUCCUGAGAAGAAGCCUUCCCCUGAACCAAUGAAGAUUGAGACAGUUUCAAAGGCAAUUGUUGAAGAAACAGUUGAAAUCAUUGAGAAGAAAGCUUCUCCAGAACCAGCGAAAAUUGAGGAGGUCAAGGAAGACAUUAAAUCAAGUGAAAUUCCUGAAAAGAAAACUUCUCCUGAAGAAGAAAAAAUUAAGGAGAUUGUAGAUGAAACUAAACCUUUGGAGAGUCCUGAGAAGAAGCCUUCCCCUGAACCAAUGAAGAUUGAGACAGUUUCAAAGGCAAUUGUUGAAGAAACAGUUGAAAUCAUUGAGAAGAAAGCUUCUCCAGAACCAGCGAAAAUUGAGGAGGUCAAGGAAGACAUUAAAUCAAGUGAAAUUCCUGAAAAGAAAACUUCUCCUGAAGAAGAAAAAAUUAAGGAGAUUGUAGAUGAAACUAAACCUUUGGAGAGUCCUGAGAAGAAGCCUUCCCCUGAACCAAUGAAGAUUGAGACAGUUUCAAAGGCAAUUGUUGAAGAAACAGUUGAAAUCAUUGAGAAGAAAGCUUCUCCAGAACCAGCGAAAAUUGAGGAGGUCAAGGAAGACAUUAAAUCAAGUGAAAUUCCUGAAAAGAAAACUUCUCCUGAAGAAGAAAAAAUUAAGGAGAUUGUAGAUGAAACUAAACCUUUGGAGAGUCCUGAGAAGAAGCCUUCCCCUGAACCAAUGAAGAUUGAGACAGUUUCAAAGGCAAUUGUUGAAGAAACAGUUGAAAUCAUUGAGAAGAAAGCUUCUCCAGAACCAGCGAAAAUUGAGGAGGUCAAGGAAGACAUUAAAUCAAGUGAAAUUCCUGAAAAGAAAACUUCUCCUGAAGAAGAAAAAAUUAAGGAGAUUGUAGAUGAAACUAAACCUUUGGAGAGUCCUGAGAAGAAGCCUUCCCCUGAACCAAUGAAGAUUGAGACAGUUUCAAAGGCAAUUGUUGAAGAAACAGUUGAAAUCAUUGAGAAGAAAGCUUCUCCAGAACCAGCGAAAAUUGAGGAGGUCAAGGAAGACAUUAAAUCAAGUGAAAUUCCUGAAAAGAAAACUUCUCCUGAAGAAGAAAAAAUUAAGGAGAUUGUAGAUGAAACUAAACCUUUGGAGAGUCCUGAGAAGAAGCCUUCCCCUGAACCAAUGAAGAUUGAGACAGUUUCAAAGGCAAUUGUUGAAGAAACAGUUGAAAUCAUUGAGAAGAAAGCUUCUCCAGAACCAGCGAAAAUUGAGGAGGUCAAGGAAGACAUUAAAUCAAGUGAAAUUCCUGAAAAGAAAACUUCUCCUGAAGAAGAAAAAAUUAAGGAGAUUGUAGAUGAAACUAAACCUUUGGAGAGUCCUGAGAAGAAGCCUUCCCCUGAACCAAUGAAGAUUGAGACAGUUUCAAAGGCAAUUGUUGAAGAAACAGUUGAAAUCAUUGAGAAGAAAGCUUCUCCAGAACCAGCGAAAAUUGAGGAGGUCAAGGAAGACAUUAAAUCAAGUGAAAUUCCUGAAAAGAAAACUUCUCCUGAAGAAGAAAAAAUUAAGGAGAUUGUAGAUGAAACUAAACCUUUGGAGAGUCCUGAGAAGAAGCCUUCCCCUGAACCAAUGAAGAUUGAGACAGUUUCAAAGGCAAUUGUUGAAGAAACAGUUGAAAUCAUUGAGAAGAAAGCUUCUCCAGAACCAGCGAAAAUUGAGGAGGUCAAGGAAGACAUUAAAUCAAGUGAAAUUCCUGAAAAGAAAACUUCUCCUGAAGAAGAAAAAAUUAAGGAGAUUGUAGAUGAAACUAAACCUUUGGAGAGUCCUGAGAAGAAGCCUUCCCCUGAACCAAUGAAGAUUGAGACAGUUUCAAAGGCAAUUGUUGAAGAAACAGUUGAAAUCAUUGAGAAGAAAGCUUCUCCAGAACCAGCGAAAAUUGAGGAGGUCAAGGAAGACAUUAAAUCAAGUGAAAUUCCUGAAAAGAAAACUUCUCCUGAAGAAGAAAAAAUUAAGGAGAUUGUAGAUGAAACUAAACCUUUGGAGAGUCCUGAGAAGAAGCCUUCCCCUGAACCAAUGAAGAUUGAGACAGUUUCAAAGGCAAUUGUUGAAGAAACAGUUGAAAUCAUUGAGAAGAAAGCUUCUCCAGAACCAGCGAAAAUUGAGGAGGUCAAGGAAGACAUUAAAUCAAGUGAAAUUCCUGAAAAGAAAACUUCUCCUGAAGAAGAAAAAAUUAAGGAGAUUGUAGAUGAAACUAAACCUUUGGAGAGUCCUGAGAAGAAGCCUUCCCCUGAACCAAUGAAGAUUGAGACAGUUUCAAAGGCAAUUGUUGAAGAAACAGUUGAAAUCAUUGAGAAGAAAGCUUCUCCAGAACCAGCGAAAAUUGAGGAGGUCAAGGAAGACAUUAAAUCAAGUGAAAUUCCUGAAAAGAAAACUUCUCCUGAAGAAGAAAAAAUUAAGGAGAUUGUAGAUGAAACUAAACCUUUGGAGAGUCCUGAGAAGAAGCCUUCCCCUGAACCAAUGAAGAUUGAGACAGUUUCAAAGGCAAUUGUUGAAGAAACAGUUGAAAUCAUUGAGAAGAAAGCUUCUCCAGAACCAGCGAAAAUUGAGGAGGUCAAGGAAGACAUUAAAUCAAGUGAAAUUCCUGAAAAGAAAACUUCUCCUGAAGAAGAAAAAAUUAAGGAGAUUGUAGAUGAAACUAAACCUUUGGAGAGUCCUGAGAAGAAGCCUUCCCCUGAACCAAUGAAGAUUGAGACAGUUUCAAAGGCAAUUGUUGAAGAAACAGUUGAAAUCAUUGAGAAGAAAGCUUCUCCAGAACCAGCGAAAAUUGAGGAGGUCAAGGAAGACAUUAAAUCAAGUGAAAUUCCUGAAAAGAAAACUUCUCCUGAAGAAGAAAAAAUUAAGGAGAUUGUAGAUGAAACUAAACCUUUGGAGAGUCCUGAGAAGAAGCCUUCCCCUGAACCAAUGAAGAUUGAGACAGUUUCAAAGGCAAUUGUUGAAGAAACAGUUGAAAUCAUUGAGAAGAAAGCUUCUCCAGAACCAGCGAAAAUUGAGGAGGUCAAGGAAGACAUUAAAUCAAGUGAAAUUCCUGAAAAGAAAACUUCUCCUGAAGAAGAAAAAAUUAAGGAGAUUGUAGAUGAAACUAAACCUUUGGAGAGUCCUGAGAAGAAGCCUUCCCCUGAACCAAUGAAGAUUGAGACAGUUUCAAAGGCAAUUGUUGAAGAAACAGUUGAAAUCAUUGAGAAGAAAGCUUCUCCAGAACCAGCGAAAAUUGAGGAGGUCAAGGAAGACAUUAAAUCAAGUGAAAUUCCUGAAAAGAAAACUUCUCCUGAAGAAGAAAAAAUUAAGGAGAUUGUAGAUGAAACUAAACCUUUGGAGAGUCCUGAGAAGAAGCCUUCCCCUGAACCAAUGAAGAUUGAGACAGUUUCAAAGGCAAUUGUUGAAGAAACAGUUGAAAUCAUUGAGAAGAAAGCUUCUCCAGAACCAGCGAAAAUUGAGGAGGUCAAGGAAGACAUUAAAUCAAGUGAAAUUCCUGAAAAGAAAACUUCUCCUGAAGAAGAAAAAAUUAAGGAGAUUGUAGAUGAAACUAAACCUUUGGAGAGUCCUGAGAAGAAGCCUUCCCCUGAACCAAUGAAGAUUGAGACAGUUUCAAAGGCAAUUGUUGAAGAAACAGUUGAAAUCAUUGAGAAGAAAGCUUCUCCAGAACCAGCGAAAAUUGAGGAGGUCAAGGAAGACAUUAAAUCAAGUGAAAUUCCUGAAAAGAAAACUUCUCCUGAAGAAGAAAAAAUUAAGGAGAUUGUAGAUGAAACUAAACCUUUGGAGAGUCCUGAGAAGAAGCCUUCCCCUGAACCAAUGAAGAUUGAGACAGUUUCAAAGGCAAUUGUUGAAGAAACAGUUGAAAUCAUUGAGAAGAAAGCUUCUCCAGAACCAGCGAAAAUUGAGGAGGUCAAGGAAGACAUUAAAUCAAGUGAAAUUCCUGAAAAGAAAACUUCUCCUGAAGAAGAAAAAAUUAAGGAGAUUGUAGAUGAAACUAAACCUUUGGAGAGUCCUGAGAAGAAGCCUUCCCCUGAACCAAUGAAGAUUGAGACAGUUUCAAAGGCAAUUGUUGAAGAAACAGUUGAAAUCAUUGAGAAGAAAGCUUCUCCAGAACCAGCGAAAAUUGAGGAGGUCAAGGAAGACAUUAAAUCAAGUGAAAUUCCUGAAAAGAAAACUUCUCCUGAAGAAGAAAAAAUUAAGGAGAUUGUAGAUGAAACUAAACCUUUGGAGAGUCCUGAGAAGAAGCCUUCCCCUGAACCAAUGAAGAUUGAGACAGUUUCAAAGGCAAUUGUUGAAGAAACAGUUGAAAUCAUUGAGAAGAAAGCUUCUCCAGAACCAGCGAAAAUUGAGGAGGUCAAGGAAGACAUUAAAUCAAGUGAAAUUCCUGAAAAGAAAACUUCUCCUGAAGAAGAAAAAAUUAAGGAGAUUGUAGAUGAAACUAAACCUUUGGAGAGUCCUGAGAAGAAGCCUUCCCCUGAACCAAUGAAGAUUGAGACAGUUUCAAAGGCAAUUGUUGAAGAAACAGUUGAAAUCAUUGAGAAGAAAGCUUCUCCAGAACCAGCGAAAAUUGAGGAGGUCAAGGAAGACAUUAAAUCAAGUGAAAUUCCUGAAAAGAAAACUUCUCCUGAAGAAGAAAAAAUUAAGGAGAUUGUAGAUGAAACUAAACCUUUGGAGAGUCCUGAGAAGAAGCCUUCCCCUGAACCAAUGAAGAUUGAGACAGUUUCAAAGGCAAUUGUUGAAGAAACAGUUGAAAUCAUUGAGAAGAAAGCUUCUCCAGAACCAGCGAAAAUUGAGGAGGUCAAGGAAGACAUUAAAUCAAGUGAAAUUCCUGAAAAGAAAACUUCUCCUGAAGAAGAAAAAAUUAAGGAGAUUGUAGAUGAAACUAAACCUUUGGAGAGUCCUGAGAAGAAGCCUUCCCCUGAACCAAUGAAGAUUGAGACAGUUUCAAAGGCAAUUGUUGAAGAAACAGUUGAAAUCAUUGAGAAGAAAGCUUCUCCAGAACCAGCGAAAAUUGAGGAGGUCAAGGAAGACAUUAAAUCAAGUGAAAUUCCUGAAAAGAAAACUUCUCCUGAAGAAAAAAUUAAGGAGAUUGUAGAUGAAACUAAACCUUUGGAGAGUCCUGAGAAGAAGCCUUCCCCUGAACCAAUGAAGAUUGAGACAGUUUCAAAGGCAAUUGUUGAAGAAACAGUUGAAAUCAUUGAGAAGAAAGCUUCUCCAGAACCAGCGAAAAUUGAGGAGGUCAAGGAAGACAUUAAAUCAAGUGAAAUUCCUGAAAAGAAAACUUCUCCUGAAGAAGAAAAAAUUAAGGAGAUUGUAGAUGAAACUAAACCUUUGGAGAGUCCUGAGAAGAAGCCUUCCCCUGAACCAAUGAAGAUUGAGACAGUUUCAAAGGCAAUUGUUGAAGAAACAGUUGAAAUCAUUGAGAAGAAAGCUUCUCCAGAACCAGCGAAAAUUGAGGAGGUCAAGGAAGACAUUAAAUCAAGUGAAAUUCCUGAAAAGAAAACUUCUCCUGAAGAAGAAAAAAUUAAGGAGAUUGUAGAUGAAACUAAACCUUUGGAGAGUCCUGAGAAGAAGCCUUCCCCUGAACCAAUGAAGAUUGAGACAGUUUCAAAGGCAAUUGUUGAAGAAACAGUUGAAAUCAUUGAGAAGAAAGCUUCUCCAGAACCAGCGAAAAUUGAGGAGGUCAAGGAAGACAUUAAAUCAAGUGAAAUUCCUGAAAAGAAAACUUCUCCUGAAGAAGAAAAAAUUAAGGAGAUUGUAGAUGAAACUAAACCUUUGGAGAGUCCUGAGAAGAAGCCUUCCCCUGAACCAAUGAAGAUUGAGACAAUUUCAAAGGCAAUUGUUGAAGAAACAGUUGAAAUCAUUGAGAAGAAAGCUUCUCCAGAACCAGCGAAAAUUGAGGAGGUCAAGGAAGACAUUAAAUCAAGUGAAAUUCCUGAAAAGAAAACUUCUCCUGAAAAAGAAAAAAUUAAGGAGAUUGUAGAUGAAACUAAACCUUUGGAGAGUCCUGAGAAGAAGCCUUCCUCUUUCGACCGAAAAGAAGAAAUGUCUCUUCAAUUGCGAAUUGAAAAGAAGUUACCAGAAGUUACGGAAAUUACAGAAAUAAAGACUCCGAGUCCUUCAAAAUCUCCACUGAAAGAGCCAGUAGAAUUCCAUGAAGUUAUUCAAAUACCUUUUGAGUCUACCUUUUCACUACCAACUCAGGUUUGUGAAGAGCAACCAGCGGAUACUGUGGAGAUUUUGGAAAUUACUGAAAUACUUACUGAGGACAUUGAUCCAUCAGUGGAAUAUAAGUCUUUUCAAGGAACUGAACACUUAGAAAUACACGACGACGAAACUACCACAGGACAUAGUGAAGAACCCGAUUCCCUUGUUCCUCAUCCUGAAAUUAAUUUUAUUCCCUUGGAUAAAAUUCAUUUGUCAGCUGUGAAUGUUUCGUCGCUGGCCUCAAGUGUCCUCCCACCGUCUGUGUCAUCAGAUGCUGCGGAAGGAUCAGACGUGGUGUUACAACGAAGUCCUGAGAGGAAAACAAGGCGUUCACGUACCGAAGACACAAUGGGACUUGGUGAUGAAUUUUUGAGAACUGGAAAAGAAAUUCUCGAAGACGAUUCACCCCAACUUACUGACGUUACGUCUUCAUCCAUAACAAAUGUUACGGACCGCAUUGAAUCAUCUCUCGAAACUGACUGGACGGUUGACGAUGAAUCUGCUGAUCAUACGCCGGUUAAAUCUGUUGGUCAUAUGACUGAAUCAGAGAAAACUAUUCACCUGAGUACACAGAUUAAAUAUGAAUCCGAGAAGUCCAUGUCUACUUCAGAUAACGCAGCGUCUGAUAUUUCAAAUGAAUCUAUGAGAAAAUUCGUUAGCAAUCUUCCGCACGAUAGUGACUCAAGUUUAGAUGCUCCGAAAUUAAAAGCUUCCUCAAGUGAUGAAAAGAUGUCUCCCUACGGUCAUGAGGAAGCUCAUCGACAUAUUAUUGAAAAAACUCAAAAAGUUGAGUCUUCGUCUCCUUUGAGUGAUCUCACUGAAUGUACAGAGAGUGUUUCUGCUGUUGAAUCAAUUAUUGAAGAAAUUCCUGAGAAGGAGAUUGAAAAGAUAGAGAAGAAAAUCAUAAUUGAUAAAAAGGAUAAGAGUCCAACUGAAAAGAUUAAGAGAAGCUCAAUUGUAAAGAAGAAAGAUGUUAAAUCUCCCUCUCCGACCAAACCGUUGGUUGAUUCAAAUAAAAUUAAAGAAAAACCAAGCAAGGGACAAAAGAUUGAUCUUGGAAAGUCAACUACGAAAAAGAUCCAUGUUAGUCGUAAAACUGAGGAUGUGUCUGUUACUUCCUCUACUACUAAAACUACAACAGUUACAUCCAGUAGAAUGUAUGGCUAUAUGCAAUCUACGUUGUCUCGUGAUCAAAAGAUCGGAAAAGGUAUCUCAAUUCCAGAAAGAAGAGUACAUACCCCUACACGUAUGACUAGUAGAAGUGAGACCCCUAGGACUCCCAUAAAGAAAACUGAAGCUAGAAGUCGUGUGGACUCAUUUAGGUCUCAAACUCCUGAAGUUAAAGAAGACAGAAAAUCAGUUGCGAAGAAAGAAAAUAAAUUUGAUGACUCAGAAAAGAAGGUAGUUGUAAGCGUUGAAAAGAAGAUUUCUAAGAGUAAGAAAACAACUCCUCUACCUCCAUCGAAUGAGGAGAAGAAGAAACCCCAAGUUAAGACUACAACAACGUCAAAAGUUGCAUCAAUAAAGAGUAAUAAAGAUAUAAAAAAUUUAAGUAUGAUUCCCAUUAAGAAGACUAGAAUGGAGAUUAAGAAAAAAGAUUCAGAAAAUGUAGCUCAGGUUAGAGUUAAGAAAGCUACUUCGACAACUACGAAGAUAACAUUGCACUCAUCAAGUGAUGAGGAUAGGAAGAAGAAGGGUGAGAAGGUGAAGAAGACUUCACCGCAGGAACCAAAGAAAACCCUCAAGAGGGCUGAACUCAAGGAUAAAUUAUUAAGUCAGGAAGCACGUAGGGAAGCUAGGAAGAUAGGUCAGGAAAUUGAUUCGUACCGUAGCCAAUCGGCCGUACCGUAUAUGCACAGGGAGUAUGUAAGUCGCGAAAAAUCCCCGGCAUCCUUGCCGUCAAGCCCGAAUCAUUUACGCCGAACAAUUCAAAAUGGAAGUCAAGUUAUAACGAGCGAAGUUUUCACGCGAACGGUUGACUCCUCGCGGUCCAUUGAAGUGAUCUAUCGCCAGCCAUCUACGUCUAAUGUCGAUCUCGUGCGGCGGCUCAAUGACUACAAGUACAACGAUGUGGAUGUGAGUUUCAUAGAGACGACAGACUCGAGUUUGUCGGACUCUAUUGCUCUACCAUCCUCAUCGUCUGAUCAUGAAAAUGAUGGGUUUGGCAAGUGGAAACGUUCAUGCAGUCCUGCUUCGCCGAAACCCACCAAGAGAGCCCUGCAGAUGCUCGAACAUAAGAUUGGGCGCAAAAGUGAGACCCUUAUUACGAGUACAAUUAAAGAUGAGGAAGAAUCAGUUGUAGCCACGGAAGGGUGCCACGUGGAAGGUGGGAAGAGUGUAGAGUCCGCUGUGACUCAUGUGGCUGGUGUCACGCAGGAGAGUCGUCUCUCACCUAUCCUCGCCUUCAAAGCCGUCUCACCGCCACGUAUGAAGCACAAGUUCGACUACGAGAGCCACGAUACCAAAGGUAAAUGA
Molecule: messenger RNA, 13251 nt
Organism: Lutzomyia longipalpis
Lineage: Eukaryota; Metazoa; Arthropoda; Insecta; Diptera; Psychodidae
Product: titin-like
Exons: 3
Coding region: 1-13251 (4416 amino acids)
Source: RefSeq, a predicted model, not a curated record